AUGAGCGUCCCAGUGGCUCCCAAGAAGCCGUCUUACACUCCGUUGCGGGACGGCAGAAACGGCACAAAAAAUAACGAGGGUCUCCUGAGUCUAGGGGACCCCAAUGCCAAUCCCAUCAUGUUGGGGGUCAGCUGCUCACAGGAGGAGCCUGAGACUCGGCAGGGCCUGGCCGAGGAGACGGGAAGUGCACAUUCGAAUGAGCAGGAACGCCGAGCCCAAUUCCAGAAGGAGCUUCUGCAACUUCAGGGCUUUGGGAAAGGACCCCAGGCUGGUUCUGCCGGCCGGAGAGAUCUUUACCUUCCUCCGGCCCUUCAGCAGGAACUAAGCGAUGCGCCUGUGCAGGGGAGCAGCCCGGAUCUCCUGCAGGUCCCGUGCAGCGUUCGGGGGCCGAGUCCGUCAAGUUGGAGGGGUUUGAUGGGUGAGGUGGGUCCGGAGAGUCUGGCUAAAAGGGAUGCAGAAAUCGCCCGGCCUGUGCCCAAGGACAAAUUGGCCAAGACCCUUGACAACGAGGAGUUGAGAAGACACUGUCUGGGAAGGGCCAGUGGCUCUGGGAGCCUCACUCUGCAGCACACACAGUCUGCUCGGCUGCCUGUCCCUGAGGCCCGGGCUCCUGUGUCUGAGCGCGGGGAGGGGCUGCAUGGGAUACUGAUGGACCCCUGCCCCAGGGCAGCCUCUCCUCCCGCUGCCAGUACCUCCGAGGGAAAGAGUGUGCGUCCUCCUAAACCAUCUACCUCAGAAGCCAAGGAGCCCGCCCUCUCUGAGACCCAGAAGGAGGGCGCCCAAGUCCUGAAUGUUUGCAACGAGCACAUGCCACGUUCUGCCCACCUGGAGCCUGCUCUCCUCUCAACCUCAGCGGCAAAGGAAACCCUGAGUAAAUCAGAAGCACAAUUAGGGCAGGGAAACGGGGAGCCCAAGCCGGAGCUGAAAUCCACUCAUGCCAUGGCUGGACAGGAGUUAAAGGCGAGCCAGACAGGGGGCCUGGGAUGUGACAAGGACCUGAAGGGACCGUGCAGGGAAGCACAGAAGGAAGCCACCGGUGGAGCUGGUGGUCUCUCCAGCAGCAGCCUGCACCAUGUUGGGGUGGGAGGAGGCAGUGGCGAGGAGAAGACAGGGGCCACCCUGAAUGAGGAGGGCUCUCUCUAUACCAACCCUGCUUCCUUGGAAGCCACCGAGAGUCAGCACACUGGCAAAAGCUCCCCAGAUGCAGGUGGGACCCUGGGUGAAAGGGUAUCCAGCAACUCUGCCCCAGGGGACGGCCAUGUAGGUUUUACUCCUAAGGAUCACAUGGACAGGCAAUUCCUGGGCAUCAGUGAGGAGAAGAGGAGGCUGGCCAGUGGGAACAAGGCCAGUGCCGUGGUGCUGGCAUCAGACUCUUUCCUGGGAGCAAGCACACCUGCAGGCCUGGAGUGCCUGGACCCUCAAAAUGGCCAUUCAGAAGCAGCGGAAAGCAAAGGGAUCACUCCAGCGAUGGCAGAAAGUGGGAAUCUUCUAGAAAAUGCAGCUAGAGCUGAAAUCCCCCCGGUGGGAGCAGAUUCAAUUCCCAACAUGCCAGCACCCCCACACCCAGAGACAACUGUGAACGUGACCCACCAGCCUCCACCACCCAGCAGCAGUGUUCAGGAGCUCGGCGUGUUCCGUGUGGACACGGGGUCAUCCUCGGCAGCCCCACCCGCCACCGACAGGGCGGAGUUGUUGGACACAUCCCCAAAAGUGCCUGACAAGGACACCUGCCCCAGGGGGAUCCCCAAGCCUGUCCUCACGCAAUCCAAGGAUGCAGCUUCCUUGCAGGAGGGUGUGGAGAACCAUCAGGCUGAUAAGACAGAAGAAAGGACAGAAACCAAGCCCCUCCUCAUGCCCAAGCCGAAGCACGUGAGGCCCAAGAUCAUCACGUACAUCCGGAGGAACCCUCAGGCCCUGGGCCAGGUGGACACUUCCCUGGUUCCCAUGGGGCUCCCAUAUGCCCCGCCCACGUGUAGCGUGCCUCUUCCCCAAGAAGAGAAGGCAGCGAGUGGUGACCUCAAGCCAUCCGCCAACCUCUAUGAGAAGUUCAAGCCCGACUUGCAGAAGCCACGGGUCUUCAGUUCUGGGUUGAUGGUGUCUGGGAUCAAGCCCCCAGGACAUCACUUCAGUCAAAUGGGUGAAAAGUUUUUGCAGGAGGUCACAGACCAUCCAGGCAAAGAGGAAUUUUGCUCUCCUUCCUAUUCUCAUUAUGAAGUCCCUCCAACUUUCUAUCGAUCUGCCGUGCUCCUUAAGCCCCAGUUGGGAUUGGGCGCCAUGUCUCGCCUGCCGUCUGCCAAGAGCAGGAUUCUGAUCGCCAGCCAGCGGUCUUCAGCGAGCGCCAUCCACCCACCAGGACCCAUAGCAGCCGCCGCCAGUCUCUACAGCACCGAUCCUUCAGCAGAUUUAAAGAAAGCCUCCAGUUCCAAUGCUGCAAAAUCCAGUCUACCGAAGUCUGGACUCCGUCCUCCUGGCUAUUCACGUCUCCCAGCAGCCAAGCUGGCGGCAUUCGGCUUCGUGCGGAGCUCCAGUGUCUCCAGCACCCAGUCGGUGGACAGCGCGCAGCCCGAGCCCAGCAGGCCGGCCAGCCGUCCAACCUUUGCUAAUGAAGAACAGCCAGGCCCGAAGGCAGCUCUGCCUGCCAAAGAUGCACCCAAGGGGACCAGCCGGGUGGCCCCUCCGGCACCCUCCAACAUGACGCCAGCCCGAAGGAGCUUACUGCCCGCACCAAAGUCCCCUGCCGCAGCCGCUGGAACCAAGAAAGAAGUACAGAAAGAUCAAGAUGCAAAUAAACCGGCUGUCUCUUCUCCUAAGAGAGCAGCAGCUUCAAGCACCAAGCUUCACUCCCCAGGCUACCCAAAGCAGAGAGCAGCAGCUCCUCGGAAUGGAUUUGCACCCAAGCCUGACCUGCAGGCACGUGAGGCCGAGAGGCAGCUGGUGCAGCGGCUGAAAGACAGGUGCGAGCGGCAGGCCCGGCUGCUCGGCCUCGCCCGUGCGGAGCUGAGAAGGGCCGUCUGCGGCUUCGACGCCCUUGCUGUGUCCACGCGGCAUUUCUUUGGAAAGAAUGAAAGUGCCCUUGUGAAAGAGAAAGAGCUGUCAAUCGAACUUGCAAACAUCAGGGAUGAAGUUGCCUUUAGCACAGCCAAGUGUGAGAAACUACAAAAGGAGAAGGAGGACCUGGAGCGGCGGUUCGAGGACGAGGUGCGCCGGCUGGGCUGGCGCCAACAGGCCGAGCUCCAGGAGCUGGAGCAGCGGCUGCAGCUGCAGUUCGAGACGGAGAUGGCGCGCCUGCAGGAGGAGCACCACGGCCAGCUGCUGAGGAUCCGAUGCCAGCACCAGGAGCAGGUGGAGGACAUCACCGCCAGCCACGAGGCCGCUCUCCUGGAGAUGGAAAGUAACCACACUGUGGCCAUCGCCAUCCUGCAAGAUGACCACGACCACAAAGUGCAAGAGCUGAUGUCUGCCCACGAGCUGGAGAAGAAGGAGUUGGAGGAAAAUUUUGAAAAGCUGCGGCUCUCAUUGCAGGACCAGGUGGACACGCUGACCUUCCAGAGCCAGUCCCUGCGAGACCGCGCCCGGCGCUUCGAGGAGGCUCUGAGGAAGAACACGGAGCAGCAGCUGGAGAUCGCCCUGGCCCCGUAUCAGCACUUGGAAGAGGACAUGCAGAGCCUGAAGCAGGUGUUAGAGAUGAAGAAUCAGCAGAUCCACCAGCAGGAGAAGAAGAUCCUUGAGCUGGAAAAGCUGGCGGAGAAAAACAUCAUCCUGGAGGAGAAGAUCCAGGUGCUGCAGCAGCAGAAUGAAGACCUCAAAGCAAGGAUCGACCAGAACACGGCUGUCACCAGACAACUGUCGGAGGAGAACGCUAAUCUGCAGGAAUACGUGGAGAAGGAGACCCAGGAGAAGAAGAGACUGAGCCGAACCAACGAGGAGCUGCUUUGGAAGCUGCAAACCGGGGAUCCAACCAGCCCGAUUAAACUCUCCCCCACGUCUCCAGUUUACCGAGGCUGCUCCUCCUCGGGGCCCUCCUCUCCAGCCAGACUCAGCACGACGCCCAGAUGACGUCACCGCGCAGCCUAGGGGAGCUCCGGCUUCCGGUCCACCGCGAGGGCGGACUGACCCGGGCCCGGCCCGGAGCCGGCCCAGCGCGCAUGCUCAGUAGCUGCAUCCUGCCUCGUAGGCCGCGUCCUCUGCCCCCCACCGUGUGAGACUGUCCUGGUGUUGUUGGCAUUUAGGAAGGUGUGUGAUGUGCAAGCGUUUUACCAUAGUUAGCGCCAAAAGAGAGAGAACUCCAGUUCUCGAGGGAAGUUCCACUGCAGAAUUUCAGGUUAGUCACAAAAAGCUCAAUUUUCAAUAUACACUCAGCAAUCGUUGUGUACUGCACCGAGAUGUGUGUGUAUUUAGAUACACGGAUAUACACAUGCGGCGGUUCUCAGUUGCAUUUUUUUAUAACGUCAAGUGCUGACAUAUUUUAGUCAUGGUCAGCAGUUUUCUAACUCGUGCCUAAGAAUUAUUGGGAAAUGACAAUGCAUUUCUAUCUAGUUUCCCAGGAAUAUUUCUACCCAAAAUAGAAAAAGGAAAAAAAAAAAAAACCAUACGGAGCAAAAGCGCCUUUGAACCUACCACCAAGUGGUACUCUAUCUAGCAUAAACACCAGCCAUCUGUGAACGGUAACCGCCUUCGUGAGAGUCAGCUUGUCAGUCCGUCCCAGGUGAGGGCUUCACUCGCAAGGUCUAGUUCGGAGCGGCUCUGCCCUGCGUGGCUAAGGGCAGCCCUGAGAAAGCCCAGGGGAAUCCGCCGCUUUGCAGGUGUUCCGCACCACAGCGACUCAGCUACUGAUUUCGUCCUGUGUGGCAUCUCAGAAUCGAGCUGUAAACUUUCGGGAUCCUUGAGAGAGAGAGGGAGGGUGAGGGUGACCCUGGAGGUGACCGAGACCCUCAGUGCACCAUUCCUUAGGAAGGGAAACUGGCAAGCGACGGGGCCUCUGUCUGCACCAGGCUUGCUGCGAGGCUGUUGCUAAAUGCGCUCAAUUCGUUGGAAGCCGACCUCAGACUUGCAUUUCCUAGGUAGGCUUCCCUCUUCCGUUUGGUUCAGCGACUCGGCUCCGUCACUGCACAUGAAGAUGGCUCAGGGGUUCCGGCAGAGGCUUCCAGAAAAGUCAUUCUGGUGGGUGGCCAAGCAGUGCUCCCCCCCCCCCACGGUGGUCCUGUCUCGGGCCGAGAAAGCUCUCCCAGACAGGGGCCGGGGCGCAGUGGCACAGCCGGUGAGGGCUCCCUGGCCACCGGCCUGGCAUCUGUCUGGGACACGGUAGCGUUAGGAUACAAAGAGGCAUCCCCGUGGCAGGUGGAAGGCACAAGUGACAGAAGUAGUUUUGACCGUCAGUGGGGGUGAUGGCGCCUUUGUCUAAGACACCCUGAGCGUGGGCUGAGCACACCCAAGGCACGCAGUUCCAGGCAGGGGUCUUGCGAGGGCUCAGAACCAGGGAACGGCAGGCAGGAGGCCACGGCAGGGGCGUGCCCAGAGCGCGUGCGUGUGGCUUGCGUUGGUGACAUGAGCCCGGGGGUCGGGCUUCCUGGCCUGGGGGCGCAUCUCGUUUUCUCUCAACCCUGCAGGGGCCUUGCCCGUGCUGGGGACACUCACGGUAGAUAGACAUUGAAGACACAUUUCUUUUUGCUUCCGUGGCUCUGCAUGCUGCUGUAAUGUUGGGGUUGGGCAUCCUGUUAGAGUAGAUCCUGCCAUGAUUAUUUAUUCUCUCGGCGGGCGCAGGCUGCCGACAGCAGCUGGGCUGCAGCUUCGCUGUCUUGCGUAACCGCCGCCUGCCAAACGCAGUCACCCAGCGAUACAGACUCCCCCGUGAUGUUAGCGUGUGGUGCCGUGUGUUAGGCUGUGCGCUCAAAGUUGUAGCGAUGGUAGCGCUAAGUGAUCCCUCACCCACCCGGUGGACCCGACCUUUGCCCUGGACAGCCGUGACCUUGGGGUUGAGCUGAUGUCCACAUGACCCUGGCUUUGUUUUUUGCUUCAUGGACGCCCAUCACGUCUAGCUCUUCAUCGGAGUCAUUUCUGUUUCCGACACACAUGGGACAGCAGCUAGUGCUGCUGUGCCCCGUCCUGGACAUUCCCCCCGAACACACACAAUUGGGGCUGGGACUUCUCUCUGCCUCUGUCUCCAUUCCCAGCUGGGGGGCAGGGGCCCGUCACAGACGUAGACGCUGCAGCGGGAAAGCCCCGUCUCGUAGCAAUCGGGAGACAUGACCGUGGCCUGGGUGUCAGCCUGGGGCGGGAGUGGGAUGGAGGUCUGGCACUCUCUGGGAUUAGUCGAAUGGGGUCACCGCGUUCCUCCUCCCUUCAGUUUCUGUGUUAACGUAUCUGUGUUUAAAGCCUAUUAAAAUGAACA
This is a messenger RNA of Lepus europaeus (European hare), 6388 nucleotides long. RefSeq names its product microtubule associated scaffold protein 2 (gene MTUS2). The transcript has 14 exons. The record is from RefSeq and is a predicted model, not a curated record. Gene Ontology annotation, molecular function: microtubule binding. Lineage: Eukaryota; Metazoa; Chordata; Mammalia; Lagomorpha; Leporidae. Gene Ontology annotation, cellular component: nucleus; cytoplasm. The coding region runs from base 1 to 4056 and encodes 1351 amino acids.